Molecule: messenger RNA, 1791 nt
Organism: Bradysia coprophila
Lineage: Eukaryota; Metazoa; Arthropoda; Insecta; Diptera; Sciaridae
Product: cytochrome P450 2J4-like
Biological process (GO): xenobiotic metabolic process
Cellular component (GO): cytoplasm; intracellular membrane-bounded organelle
Molecular function (GO): oxidoreductase activity, acting on paired donors, with incorporation or reduction of molecular oxygen, reduced flavin or flavoprotein as one donor, and incorporation of one atom of oxygen; heme binding; steroid hydroxylase activity
Source: RefSeq, a predicted model, not a curated record
AAUUUUCAUCUUAUCUUAUCUGGAAUUGGAUGAGAAGUGUGUUUGGUUAGAUGUUUCUCCAAUUAUCACCAGAUAAGUUAGUGCUAGUCAGUAUUUGACUUUCAACAGUUUCACUACUUGUGUUCAUUGUGAAGUCAGCACCUAACAUCACUUUAAGACUAUAAAAGGUGUCAAAGAGACAGAAUUGGGAGCUACAUUUACAUUGAAUUUGUACAAUUUGUUGGGAGUUUCUUUUCAUCAUGGAGUGGACAUGGUCAACGACAAUAAGUUUGGUCACUAUAAUAGCCUCCAUGGCAUUGUACUUCAUUGCUCGUUAUUUUGUAAAGAAAUAUGAGCGCUAUAAAAAAUCCCCACCUGGUCCUUGGGGACUUCCAGUAAUUGGAUCCUUAUUGACAUUGAAUAGAGAGAAUGCUAUUUUGAAAAUUCAAGAGUACAAGAAAACCUAUGGAAAAAUAUUUUCAAUGAACGUCGGAAACUUCAGGGUGGCAGUUAUAAAUGAUUACAAACUAAUACACGAAGCAUUUAAGCGUGAAGAAUUCCUGGGAAGACCUGAUUUUGAAUCAUACGUGUUGAGAAACGGUGGUUUUAAAAACCGUGGAGUACUAUUUUCGGAUGGGACACAAAAUUGGCACGAACAAAGGCGUUUUGCGCUUCGAACGUUACGAGAUUUCGGUUUCGGUAAACGAACCAUGGACGGAUUACUGCUUCAGGAAGUAGAAGAAUUGGUUCAGUAUUUUAAGAAAGAAUAUAUUGGAAAACCAGUGGACUUAAAGCAUAGUUUUAACCGUUCGGUUUUCAACUCUGUGUGGUACAUUAUCAGUGACCGACGGUUCGAAAGAACAGAUCCAGUUUUCAUGAAAAUGAUAUCAUUGUUCACUGGGCAUUUAGAUAAAGUAACAUUAUUUAAUGCCGGACAUUAUUAUCUGUGGCCAGCAAAAUAUAAUUUAAUUCGCCGUGGAUUAUGGAAGCAGGCGAAAAUUAUGCACGACACAGCGAAAUCUUUUACAAAGACGGUGAUCAAAGAUCAUUUAGAUAACUACGAUGAGAAUGUAUCAAAGGAUUUCAUUGACGUCUAUCUGCACGCUCACAAUAAAAGUCCAUCUACUGGCUCUGGUUUUUACGGCGAAGAAGGACUGGAAAAUUUGAAUAUACUUCUCCUGGAUUUAAUAGGCGCUGGAACCGAGACAACAAGCACGACGUUACUCUGGGCUCUCCUUUUCAUGACAAAAUAUCCAGAGGUGCAGAAGAAAUUACACGAAGAAAUUGAUCUUGUGCUGGGAAAGGAUCGUCAGCCGUCACGUGACGAUAGACUGAUGAUGCCAUAUUUAGAAGCUUUUACCAAUGAAGUUCAUCGAAAAAGCUCUAUCAUUCCAAUGUCGGUGUAUCAUAAAGUUUUGAAAGACUGCGAUUUUGGCGGAUAUUUUUUCGAGAAAAAUACGAUUGUCUAUGCAAACAUUUACGAUGCUCAUCACGAUAAGGAGUUUUGGGGUGAUCCAGAAGUAUUUAGACCAGAACGGUUCUUAGAUUCUACUGGAACAAAAGUUGUGCCGAAAAAAGCUCUGAUGCCAUUUUCUACAGGGAAACGAAUUUGUUUAGGUGAAACAAUGGCGAGAGAUUCACUGUUUUAUUUUCUCUGUGGACUUUUACAAAGCUUUACAUUUGAGUUAGAUCCUUCGAGUGCUUCAGUGGACAUAGACACUCCGAAACCAAAUUUUGUCAAAGCACCACACAAUUUUAAAAUCAUUAUGUCGUCACGUUGAAAAUAAAUCAUUAGGAAGAGUGCCUUUGCUU